AUGGAUUCCACAGACCGCUUCCGUCAGCCUGGCCUCAAUAGCUACCCAUCAAUAGGCCAGCAGCAGUACAAUGGCAACAACAACAACCAGCUGCCCACCCUGCCGCCUCUACAGAGCGCCAGCCAGUACGCGCCCAUGUACAGCCACAAUAGCAACCCUCACACGCCCCAGCCGCCGCACACGCCUGUGACCUCGGCCGCCAAUGGCAGUUCUACCAUGCCUCCGCUACAGCACCCGCCGCUGCGACCCCUCCAGCCCACGCCGAGUUCGUACAUGCCCAUGUCGUCGGCUUAUUCGCAGGCGCCUAUGCUGUCCACAGCAUCUGCGCAUACCAACGGCCACCAGCUCGGCGGCCCUCCUGGCAUGGGACUGGGACACACGUCCAUGUACGCCCACCCUCCCGUACUCCCCAACCAGGAGCCCGAACCCGUUCACGUCGUCGGUCAGCAAGGUCGUCGCGGAGUCUUGCCCACGCACCCCGGUAGGCCCGCACCCGCUGCAGGCAAGACUCCCACCACUGCAACCAAGAAUGCCGAGGGCAAAUACGAGUGUCCUCACUGCAACAAGACGUACCUGCACCUGAAGCAUCUCAAGCGUCAUCUGUUGCGCCACACCGGCGAGCGGCCCUACCAAUGCCAUCUCUGCAAGGACACUUUUAGCAGAAGCGACAUCCUGAAGCGUCACUUCCAAAAGUGCUCAAUACGAAGGGGUAACCCAACCGGCGCGAACCACCUCCAGCACGCGCAACAACAUCUGCAGAAGAACAGGCAGCCCAGCGGCGCGGACCAGAACUCGUACCUCAACCACAUUGGCGCGAAUUCCAUGUCUUACGCAGAUGCUGGUGGCUACACCAUGGGCUUGCCUCAGAUGCCGGCGAUGGGCGGCAAUGGCUUCAACGACAGCCUACCUUCGCUUGCCAACCAUCACCAGUCCAUGUCGGCGCGCACAUCUCGCUCUAACAGCUUGAUGCGCCCCAGCAGUGGAGUAGAGGACAGCGCGCAUCGUAGGAGCAUGUCGGCCAUGGACUUCGCGAACAACAGGAUGAACUUCAACGACUACCGGCCCGACGGUCUCGCCAAUGGCUACGCGCAACAGCAGCAGCAACAGCAGACUCAGCCUGCAGCCAACGGAUCCGACCCCAACUCCCAUUACAACAACUAUGACCACGCCUCCACCAACGGUUCGAUGGCACAGAAUGGCAUGACCGUUAAGAGUGAGGCCGCGGACCCAGCUUCGUACGGAGGAGCAUCGACCCUGCCCAACGUGGACGGCAUGACCAACGGCCAGGAUGGCUCACUUUGGCGAAACGGAUCGUUCAACGGCGAUAUGAAUAAUUCCAGUACGGCAGGUGGCCCAACCUUUCAAAAAUCGGCCCAGUUCUGA
Messenger RNA from Alternaria incomplexa, 1383 nucleotides. RefSeq lists its product as uncharacterized. The transcript has 2 exons. NCBI's taxonomy places the organism in Eukaryota, Fungi, Ascomycota, Dothideomycetes, Pleosporales, Pleosporaceae. The record is from RefSeq and is a predicted model, not a curated record. Gene Ontology annotation, biological process: regulation of transcription by RNA polymerase II. Gene Ontology annotation, cellular component: chromatin. Gene Ontology annotation, molecular function: DNA-binding transcription factor activity, RNA polymerase II-specific; RNA polymerase II cis-regulatory region sequence-specific DNA binding. Bases 1 to 1383 code for a protein of 460 amino acids.